Linepithema humile (Argentine ant) is the source of this 5741-nucleotide messenger RNA. It is a transcript of the gene Nedd4, whose product is annotated as E3 ubiquitin-protein ligase Nedd4. NCBI's taxonomy places the organism in Eukaryota, Metazoa, Arthropoda, Insecta, Hymenoptera, Formicidae. Gene Ontology annotation, cellular component: cytoplasm. Gene Ontology annotation, molecular function: ubiquitin protein ligase activity; protein binding; sodium channel inhibitor activity. The record is from RefSeq and is a predicted model, not a curated record. Gene Ontology annotation, biological process: protein polyubiquitination; ubiquitin-dependent protein catabolic process; regulation of dendrite morphogenesis.
GUCACGCUAUAGGUUUUCAGCACUGUCAGUGCAUUUUGGAAUACAGCCUUUAAAGGAAGUUAGCCAUCUUUGAACCCGGAAGCGGGCAUGUCACAUCCGUCUCGAUCGUGCAAUAGUGACGUAGAGGGGUUAACACAAAAUAGGUUCCUUGAUGGCACAUAAGAAACUGUGAGGCCCAUUAAAUUGUAGAAAGGAGCAGUCGGCGAUUCGGUAUCAAUUGAGCACACGUAACGUUAAUGGCAGAGGAACAUGUUUACGGUUAUAAUCCGACGGUCGGAGUCAAUGACGAUGCCAGAGAUGAUACGAGCAAGAUAAGAUUAAAAGUAAUCGCUGGGCAUCAUUUAGCUAAAAAAGAUAUUUUUGGUGCGAGUGAUCCUUAUGUACGCGUGGACUUGAAUACAAUAAAUGGCGAUCAAACUGUGGAUUCUGCACUUACAAGAACUAAGAAGAAGACAUUAAAUCCUGUCUGGGAAGAAGAAUUUAUAUUUAGGGUGAAACCAGUGGAACACAAAUUGGUUUUACAAGUUUUUGAUGAAAAUAGAUUAACAAGGGACGAUUUUCUUGGUAUGGUGGAAUUGACAUUGAUUAAUUUACCAAAGGAGCAAGAAGGCCGUGUUAUUCCUGCUAGGAAUUAUGUACUUCGUCCCCGUAGUAAUCAUUCCAGUCAGCGAUCGCGAGUUAAAGGAACGUUGGAAUUGUAUCAUGCAUACAUUUCCGACUCAUCUAAUAUUGAAAAUGACAAUGGAGACGUAUCUGAUUCGGGUGGGUGGGAAUUAGUGCAACCAGAGAAUAACAGUCCAGUGGAACAAGCUGCAGAGAUUACAAUGGUUAAUAGGCCAUUACCGCCAGGAUGGGAGGAAAGGCUAGAUGCAAAUGGUCGUACAUACUAUGUUAAUCAUAUAGCACGUUUCACACAAUGGGAACGACCAGAACCAGAUACAGCAGCGACAACAGUAGUUGAACAACGUAAUUUGGAUACGGCAGCAACUGAAUUUCAACGACGGUUUCAUAUCAGUGCUGAUGACGAAGGCAGACAUAGGAAUUCAGUAGUAAAUCAGGAUGGUGAAGUUCUACGCGAGGACGAUGAAGAUUCGGAAGCAAGAGAUUGUGAGGGUGGGGAUCAUAGGGGAGGGGGUAUUGGGGAUACUUCUUCAGACUCUGGACGCUCCGUCGAUCAACGUGGCUACCUUAGUGAAUCUGAAGAACAGACUGAUGAUAAUGUUGAUAGUCCGGCUGGUUCGAGACGUUCAUCAGAGCAGAUUGAAAGUCCCAAACCUACUCUUCCCGUGUCUAACGAUGAAGGAUUGCCUCCUGGUUGGGGUAUGCAGGUAGCACCUAAUGGCAGAAUAUUUUUUAUUGAUCACAAUGAGAGGGCGACAACCUGGAUUGAUCCCAGAACAGGGAGACCAAGUUCUAUACCUAAUCACAUUGCACCAUCGACGACAUCUAGAAGUGACCUAGAUCAGUUAGGACCACUUCCAGAAGGAUGGGAAGAAAGAGUACACACCGAUGGACGAAUAUUCUUUAUUGAUCACAAUACAAGAACAACACAAUGGGAAGAUCCACGAAUGUCUAAUCCUCAAAUUGCUGGCCCGGCCGUGCCGUAUUCCAGGGAUUAUAAGCGUAAAUAUGAAUAUCUAAAAUCACAACUAAGAAAGCCUAAUAACGUUCCUAAUAAAUUUGAGAUCAAAGUCGGACGGAACAAUAUUUUGGAAGAUUCGUAUCGUAUUAUAAGUUCUGUCAACAGAGUCGACAUUUUAAAGACGAAACUAUGGGUAGAAUUUGAAGGCGAGGUAGGCUUAGAUUACGGUGGCCUUGCAAGAGAAUGGUUCUUCUUAUUGUCUAAGGAAAUGUUCAAUCCAUAUUAUGGACUUUUUGAAUAUUCUGCAACAGAUAAUUACACACUCCAAAUUAAUCCUUGUUCUGGCGUAUGUAACGAGGAGCAUUUGAAUUACUUUAAAUUUAUUGGACGUAUAGCAGGAAUGGCUGUUUACCACGGCAAACUUUUGGAUGCCUUCUUUAUCCGACCAUUUUAUAAAAUGAUGUUGGGUAAACCAAUUGAUCUGAAAGACAUGGAGAGCGUUGAUUCUGAAUAUUAUAACUCUCUUCUGUGGAUUAAAGAAAAUGAUCCUAGUGAAUUAGAACUCACUUUCUGUCUUGAUGAAGAAAGCUUUGGCCACACUUCCCAAAGAGAGUUAAAACCAGAUGGUGCUAACAUCCCUUUAACAGAUGAAAAUAAGGAUGAAUAUAUAAGUUUAGUUAUACAGUGGCGGUUUGUAUCUCGUGUGCAGGAACAAAUGAAUGCCUUCUUGGAAGGCUUUAAUGCUCUUAUACCACCAACUUUGGUAAAGAUAUUUGAUGAACAUGAACUGGAAUUGUUGAUGUGCGGUAUACAACAUAUUGACGUAAAAGACUGGAAGCAGAAUACUUUAUAUAAAGGAGAUUAUCAUGCAAAUCACAUUGUUGUGCAAUGGUUCUGGAGAGUUGUUCUAUCCUUUAGUAAUGAAAUGCGUUCUAGAUUAUUACAGUUUGUAACUGGCACAUCACGUGUUCCAAUGAACGGAUUCAAAGAACUUUAUGGCAGUAACGGACCGCAAUUAUUCACAAUCGAAAGGUGGGGUACACCGGAAAAUUAUCCAAGAGCUCAUACAUGUUUUAAUCGUAUUGACCUUCCUCCGUAUAAAAGUUAUCAACAACUCAGGGAUAAGCUAGUUAAAGCAAUUGAAGGUUCUCAAGGCUUUGCUGGAGUAGACUAGCACGAAAUACCUUUAUUCAUGAUGAUAUCUGUAAUAUAAUGUAUAUAUUACAUAUACAUACAUAUAUAUAUAGAGAUACACAGAAAAGUAUAUUAUCUUAACAUGAUUCAUAUCUAUUUAAAAAUUUCCUGCACUUUAACGAUUUAAUUGUCUCUUAAUUAUGAGUGACAACAUUAAAACAAAUUGAAAACAAUACGUUAAAAAGUUAAAAUUGCUUUUUCUAAAUAACUUUAACAAACAUUUCAGCAUAUUACACUUUUCAAAAUACCCAUUUAAUGAAAAAUGCAAAAUCUAAAAUGCCGCUAAAACUCACAGUCAAAUCUUAACUAAUCUCUACUUUUAAAGAUAUGCCAUAUUUUUACUACCGCAACUUCUGGAUUUCUUCUAAGAAGUGAUUUGGCUGCUAUAACAAUGUGAUAUUACAAUAUUGAUUUAUUAAUUGAUUAUUCUUAUUUGUUAAUAAUGUCAAAAUGUUGUUGUGAAAUAUAAAUUGUAGAAAUGGUUGUACACUAUAGCAAAAUGGACACGAAUUCUUUUAAGGUGACAUUGUAAUCAUGUAAAGACAAUGAACAAUUAAUAUCGUUUUGUGACUUGAAAGGAAAAAAACGAAUAUCUUAUUUCUGCACAUAUAUGUGUAAUAUAUCUUCGUUAAAUGAUUAAAAUUGUAAAAGUUUAUUUUAUGAAAAGCACAUGGCUAAAAUCAGGCAUUUCUAAUAUUUUAUAAUUUUCACUAUAUUUUUAUGGCACAAAUUUAUGGUGAACUCCACUUCUUUUUCUUAUCUUUAACAAUACACACUUUAACUUUGAAUUUUCUCUUUUCACACAGUGGAUUAAUGAAUUGAUUAUGAUUCUUGUUGAAACAAAGAUAAAACACUUGUGUAUUUUACAUGCAUACAUAUAUAAACUGACUUAUCUUUCUUUAUUUAUGUAUGUAUAUUGUUUUUUUUAUGAUAUUUUUUUGAUUAUUAAAUGAUGGAAAGUAACAUCUAUUGAAAAAGAAAUUGUAUUAAUCAAGAGCGUAUACUCUAAUAAUGUACAGAGAAGUAUAAAAACAAUUGUUUGUUAUUGAUUACGUUGUUAGAAGAAAAGGCAAGAAUCGAUACAAUUGUUAACUUGAUCGAAAAGUUAAUAAAGUUCAAUUUUUAUUUCAAGAAUCGUAUUUUAUAAAUGAGAUAGAAAUUGGCUCGUUUUUUGAAAGUUCUAAAUAAGAGUAAAUAAGCCAGUAUAAGCCUUGUUUGUUUGGUUUUCCUCCAAUGUUAGAAAUUGCUUACUGUUGAUGUUGGAAUUGUACUUGUCUAAAUAGACCUGUAUUUGUAUUCAAUCAACAUUUGUAUUUUGAAGAGAAUAUUCUUCAUAUUAUAUCUUUGCACGGAUAAAAUGUCUGCCAGUUUGUAUUAAUCUAAUUGUCCUCUACUUAGAUUAUUCUUACUUUAUUUUAUAUUAAGAAAUAUGUAAUUUAGAAUAAAUUGUUGUAAGAAAAUAAAUUCAUAUUAUUUUAUCGUAUCAAUGUAUGAACUGGACAUGUACUGGGCAAUGUAAGAUUUUAAACACACACAAAUUUAUUUUUCAGACAAAUUACGAAUUAGUGAAUUGAGUUGAUUGGUUACAAAUGAUAUCAUUAAUCUUAUUCAUGCUUGCUUGUUCUUCUAAUUUAUAAGGAUAGUUUAAGAACAUAUGCUGUAUUCAGAUAAUGCAAUACAACUGUAUACAGUUUAUUAAACAAAACAUCAUUAAACAAAGGAAUAAGUCGAUUACAAACUGUUUCCACAAAUCUAAUUGUUUGUAUAUUUUGUCAAUAUCUUAGUAUGAUACCCGAUAUAGUCUCGAAAAUAAUAUGAAGAUUACUCUUUGUCAAUAAAUGAAGAUGGCGAAAUUGACAUCAGAUAUGAAUGCCUAUCUUGUAUUAUAACAUUUAUUAGCACACAGAAUUAGCAUAUGCAUUCUAAAGUAUACAGAGUUGAUAAUAACAUUCCAUCCUAUUUGUACAGCUUAUUUUAUUGCGAACAAAUACGUCCCAUUAGAUAAUAAAUAAUAUUGUCAUGGCAGAAAUUUUGUGGCCUUAAAUUCUGAUUAUGAGAUUUCUUAUUUUAAUAAGUCUCUCGUUCGUAAAAUCUAGAUUUCUACGAUAAUAAGAUGCGCUAAUUAUUCGCUGAUAAGAGAAUAUCCUUUUGUACUCCUUCAUAUCCAUAUUAGAUUUGCAAAGAAAUAUAUAUAGAAUUACAUUUAAUAUGUUAGUACCGAUUAACUUGAAAAUAACAAGUUUAUUUCAAUGUAAUCUAAUAUGUUAUGAAGUGCGAAUAAAACCAUCAGCUCCUUGGAGUAACAAACAACCAGCGCGUAAUCUUCAUAAAAUGAAGAUUAAAACAAAUUAAACAUAUACAGUACAGUGUUCUCUGAGUCUGUUUUUCACAACUAUUUGUUUUUCAAUCUCUAUUUUUUGCAACAUAAUCAAGCAGAAAGCAAUGUCUCUUGAUUUUUCAAAUAUAUCUUUACAGAUUUACUUAUUACUUUACAUAUAUGUAUACAGAUAUAUUAUUCGACACAUGUUCUAUGAAAUUCAUAAUUUGCAAAUAGCCGCAAAUAAUAGAAAUUGCAUAUAAUGUUAGAUGGACUUACAGAACAUUGUCUGGCUGUAAGGCAGACGAUGCGAGAGACUCGUAAAUUUUUGUAAUUUAGUAUGAGUAUAUGCUCUAUAUUUUCUUGUAUUAUACUUAUAUAUAUUCCUAAACGAAACGCUAGAAAUAUGAAAGCAGUAAUGAUAAGACGCCCAAUGAAUUUAAUAGUCGCAAUUGGUAUUCUAUAUAUUGCAUAAAUGUUUUUACAGACAACAAUGUUAAAAUUGUAUUUAAUUGUAUUUACUUGUAAAUCGAUGAUAUCAAAAACAAAAAAAAAGAUUUUAGAUUUAUACAUUACCAGAUAGAUAUUUUGUUUUUGAAAAUGACAGCAUUUAUGCUUGAUCUAUAUAAAUAUCUUUAGCCCAUGAAA